AUGGCGACCGAACUGACUGUCCAGUCCGAGAGGGCUUUCCAGAAGCAACCUCACAUUUUCCAGAACGCCAAGGUUAAGGUUAAGGCUUCUAGGCCCGGAAAAGGUGGAAGGAGGUGGUAUAAGGAUGUCGGCCUCGGUUUUAGGACCCCAAAGACCGCCAUUGAGGGCAACUACAUUGACAAGAAGUGCCCGUUCACUGGUCUCGUUUCCAUCCGCGGCCGCAUCCUCACUGGAACCGUCGUCUCAACUAAGAUGCAUCGAACCGUCAUUGUCCGCCGCGAAUACCUCCACUUCAUCAAGAAGUACUCCCGAUACGAGAAGAGGCACAAGAACCUUGCCGCCCACGUUUCCCCAUGCUUCCGUGUUGAAGAGGGCGACCAGGUUACUGUUGGCCAAUGCCGACCUCUCAGCAAGACUGUGCGGUUCAACGUUCUUCGCGUGCUCCCCCGAACUGGGCGCAAGUCCGCCGAAGAUCCGCUUCAAAAAUUAGACCCGAAGUUACGCGACUUUCUCGAUAGGGAAUCAUCCUUUAACGCUCAGUUGAGCAAGCCUGAGGUAGAUGUGCGACGUCAUCCAUCCCAGCCGACACCACGGGACGCCAACCUCGACGUGCCACGAGGAAGCCUCUAUAAGGACGGCCGUUAUGCUGGUCUAUGGAAAACAUACAGGCCUCUAGAGGCCGUGGAGGCUGACGCGAAAAGCAGCCAUGAAAGACUAAUGGACGUCCUGGAUGGCUUCAAGGAGCGCAAGACGAUGAUUGCGAAAGCAGCUCUUGAAAACUGUGCCUUUCAACAAGAGGAGUGGAGAAAAUGUAUGAUCGAGGGCAGUUGGAUGGACACGUUGCAGAUGUGUCGAGACCAGGCAAAACAGUUCGAGCGAUGCUACACAAUGCAAUCGAGGUUCCUUCGAGUCCUGGGUUAUAAGGCCGAUGUUGGCCGCGAAAAUACAAUCGAAGAAGACAUACAACUGCACGCAGAUUCACUUUACCAAAGAAUGAUUGUGCAUGAGAGUGCGGCCACGAGGGCUCGGGAGACUGGUCUUCCUGUGCCUGCAUUUGAGAUCAUCCCUCCUCGUAUUGCUUCAAAAGCACCUGUUCCAGAUGACGCCGUGACGAGCCGGUGGAGGGACCAGCUAGACAGGCUUCCCGAAGAUGAACGAGUUGCUGAAGAAGCGGCGUUGAGGGCGGACUACGAGGCAAGGUCAAGAACGGCUGAGAAGUACCUGGGUCAGAAACUUCGUGCGCAGCUCUUGAACAAAAUCCUCAAGGGCCCUGAGUCUCGCUCGCAACUCUUUCCGCGCAAAUGGGGCGUCUUCACGCUGUGCGGCCUCAAAGAGUUGUUUGAUGCAUAUACUAAUGACCUCCUCACAGGACUGAUUGAGCACAUCGAUAACAUUCACACCCUUCUGAUUACCAAAGGGAAUCUCAGAAGACAGGAUAUCAUGAUCAUGAUCCGCUCCGUGAAGUGA
Messenger RNA from Parascedosporium putredinis, 1467 nucleotides. The record is from the annotation of a GenBank genome assembly. Lineage: Eukaryota; Fungi; Ascomycota; Sordariomycetes; Microascales; Microascaceae.